AUGCUUCUGCUGGGUAUCUUAACGCUGGCUCUCGCCGGGGGACCGGCUGGAGGGUCAGAGCCAGAUCAGGAGGUGGUGGUCCCCAUCCGACUGGACCCGGACAUCAACGGCCGCCACUACUACCGGAGGGGUCCCGAAGACUCCGGGGAUCAGGGACUCAUUUUUCAGAUCACAGCAUUUCAGGAGGACUUUUACCUACACCUGACUCUGGAUGCUCAGUUCCUAGCGCCCGCCUUCGCCACUGAGCAUCUGGGCGUCCGCCUCCCGGAACUCACCGGGAGCUCUCCAGACUUGCGACGUUGCUUCUACUCUGGGGACGUGAACGCCGAGCCAGAUUCUUUCGCCGCUAUGAGCCUGUGCGGAGGUCUACGCGGAGCUUUUGGCUACAGAGGCGCCGAGUAUGUCAUUAGUCCGCUCCCCAACGCCAGCGCGCAGGCAGCACAGCGCAACAGCCAGGGCGCACACCUCCUCCAGCGCCGCGGCGUCCCCGGCGGGCCUCCCGGAGAUCCCACCUCUCGCUGCGGGGUGGCCUCAGGCUGGAACCCCGCCAUACUGCGGGCGCUGGACCCUUACAAGCCGCGGGGGACCGGCUUGGGAGAGAGUCGCAGUCGGCGGAGGUCCGGGCGCGCCAAGCGCUUCGUGUCGAUCCCGCGGUACGUGGAGACACUGGUGGUGGCGGACGAGUCAAUGGUCAAGUUCCACGGCGCGGACCUGGAGCAUUAUCUGCUGACGCUGCUGGCCACGGCGGCACGACUCUACCGCCAUCCUAGCAUCCUCAACCCCAUCAACAUCGUCGUGGUCAAGGUGCUGCUUCUCGGAGACCGCGACACAGGGCCCAAGGUCACGGGCAACGCGGCCUUGACGCUGCGCAACUUCUGCGCCUGGCAGAAGAAGCUGAAUAAAGUGAGUGACAAACACCCAGAGUACUGGGACACGGCCAUCCUCUUCACCAGGCAGGACCUGUGUGGGGCCACCACCUGUGACACACUGGGCAUGGCUGAUGUGGGCACUAUGUGUGACCCCAAGAGAAGUUGUUCUGUGAUCGAGGAUGAUGGGCUUCCAUCAGCCUUCACCACUGCCCAUGAACUGGGCCACGUGUUCAACAUGCCCCAUGACAACGUGAAAGUGUGUGAGGAGGUGUUUGGGAAACUCCGAGCCAACCACAUGAUGUCUCCAACACUCAUCCAGAUUGACCGUGCCAACCCCUGGUCAGCCUGCAGUGCUGCUAUCAUCACCGACUUCCUGGACAGCGGGCACGGCGACUGCCUCCUGGACCCACCCAGCAAGCCCAUCUCCCUGCCUGAGGACCUGCCAGGGGCCAGCUACACCCUGAGCCAGCAGUGUGAGCUGGCCUUUGGCGUGGGCUCGAAGCCCUGUCCCUACAUGCAGUACUGCACCAAGCUGUGGUGCACCGGCAAGGCGAAGGGGCAGAUGGUGUGCCAGACCCGCCACUUCCCCUGGGCAGACGGCACCAGCUGCGGCGAGGGCAAGUUCUGCCUCAAGGGGACCUGUGUGGAGAGACAUAACCUCAAUAAGUACAGGGUGGACGGCUCCUGGGCCAAAUGGGAGCCCUAUGGCGCCUGCUCGCGCACCUGCGGUGGGGGUGUGCAGCUGUCCCGGAGGCAGUGCCGCAACCCCACCCCUGCCAACGGGGGCAAGUACUGCGAGGGAGUGAGAGUGAAAUACCGAUCCUGCAACCUGGAGCCCUGCCCCAGCUCAGCUUCAGGCAAGAGCUUCCGGGAGGAGCAGUGUGAGGCUUUCAAUGGCUUUAACCAUAGCACCAACCGGCUCACCCUCGCCGUGGCAUGGGUGCCCAAGUACUCCGGCGUUUCUCCCCGGGACAAGUGCAAGCUCAUCUGCCGAGCCAAUGGCACCGGCUACUUCUAUGUGUUGGCACCCAAGGUGGUGGAUGGCACACCAUGCACUCCUGACUCCACCUCGGUCUGUGUCCAAGGCAAGUGCAUCAAGGCUGGCUGUGAUGGGAACCUGGGCUCCAAGAAGAAAUUCGACAAGUGUGGGGUGUGUGGGGGCGACAAUAAGAGCUGUAAGAAGGUGACAGGCCUCUUCACCAAGCCCAUGCACGGCUACAAUUUUGUGGUGGCCAUCCCCGUGGGCGCCUCGAGCAUUGACAUCCGCCAGCGUGGCUACAAGGGGCUGAUUGGAGAUGACAACUACCUGGCCCUGAAGAACAGCCAAGGCAAGUACCUGCUCAACGGGCACUUCGUGGUGUCGGCCGUGGAGCGGGACCUGGUGGUGAAGGGCAGCCUCCUGCGCUACAGCGGCACGGGGACGGCGGUGGAGAGCCUGCAGGCUUCCCGGCCCAUCCUGGAGCCACUGACCGUGGAGGUCCUCUCCGUGGGCAAGAUGACGCCACCCCGGGUCCGCUACUCCUUCUAUCUGCCCAAAGAGCCUUGGGAAGACAAGGCCUCCCACCCCAAGGACCCCCGGGGCUCCUCUGUGCACCACAACAGCGUCCUCAGCCUCUCCAAUCAAGUGGAACAGCAGGACGACAGGCUCCCUGCGCGCUGGGUGGCAGGCAGCUGGGGACCUUGCUCUGUGAGCUGUGGCAGUGGCCUGCAGAAGCGGGCGGUCGACUGUCGCGGGCCCCCCGGGCCACGUGCGGCAUCCGCCUGCAGUGCAGCCCAUCGGCCAGUGGAGACAAGAGCCUGUGGGGAGCCCUGCCCGACCUGGGAGCUCGGCACCUGGUCGCCUUGCUCCAAGAGCUGCGGCCGGGGGUUUAAGAGGCGUCCACUCAAGUGUUUGGGCCCCGGAGGGCGGCUGCUAGCUCGGGACCAAUGUAACCUGCGCCGGAAGCCCCAGGAGCUGGACUUCUGCAUCUUGAGGCCGUGCUGA
Messenger RNA from Callorhinus ursinus (northern fur seal), 2853 nucleotides. RefSeq names its product ADAM metallopeptidase with thrombospondin type 1 motif 15 (gene ADAMTS15). Lineage: Eukaryota; Metazoa; Chordata; Mammalia; Carnivora; Otariidae. Gene Ontology annotation, molecular function: zinc ion binding; metalloendopeptidase activity. The record is from RefSeq and is a predicted model, not a curated record. Gene Ontology annotation, biological process: extracellular matrix organization; proteolysis.